Hypanus sabinus (Atlantic stingray) is the source of this 1356-nucleotide messenger RNA. Its product is annotated as sialic acid-binding Ig-like lectin 14. Lineage: Eukaryota; Metazoa; Chordata; Chondrichthyes; Myliobatiformes; Dasyatidae. The record is from RefSeq and is a predicted model, not a curated record. The annotation marks the transcript as partial. The transcript is spliced from 6 exons.
CGCUGCAGUCCCCAAAGAAAGCCGGUAGCCCGAGAUCCCGUUCAUUACAGCACUUCAUUAGUGACAAGCAGGUUCUGAAGCAGAGCUACAAACCUCUGUCUAACUGGAUUUAAACGGCAGUCCUGGGGAAUAUUUCACCCUGAGAGCAGGAAACGGACAGAAUAUCUGGGAUUGCACGAUGAUCGGAAAGCGGUAUUUCCUCCUCUCAGUUCUGCAAGCUGUCGUGUCAGAGGAAUGGACAGCCAACAUUCAACAAGAAGUUACAGUGCGGAAGGGCCUGUGUGCACACAUUCAGUGUCGCUACAGCUAUCCGUCACGUCUGGCAAAUGACCAACGGGUGGGAAUCUGGUUUAACUCAAAUGACCUGUUUCCACAGUCACAGAUAGCCUUUCACUCCACGGAUAGCAAUCGUGUAAUGCCAAGAUAUCACCAUCGGACUCAGCUCUCUGGAAACCUGAACAACAAUGACUGUUCCCUGAAUAUAAACAAUGUUACACAGGAAGAUGAAGGUCCUUAUCACUUCAGAAUUGAAUUUAAAGGCUCAUAUAACUAUAGCUACUCCACCAUAACACAAAUACGUGUUGUAGUGUCGGGCGAUCGGAGAGCUAACACUCCACCAGAUGUGACCGUGCAGAGGGGUUUGUGUGCCCGGAUUCCGUGCCACUACAGUUCUCUUUUGCACGAGGACAAUGAUACCUGGGUUGGGAUCUGGAUGAAAGAUGAGUGUCGGUCUCAAACUGUCACUGCCCACUCCAAGGAUCACGGUCAGGUAUUCCCGAUGUUUCAACAUCGCACCCGGCUCUCCGGAAAACUGAAAGAUGGCGACUGUUCCCUGGUUAUAGACAACAUCGUGCAGGAAGAUGAAGGAUAUUAUUACUUCAAAAUUGCAUCUGAAAAUGUGGAUCGACACAGCUAUCUGCCCCCAACUCAGCUCCAUGUCACUGAUUUCACAGAUAAGCCCUCGAUAUUCCCUGCUGAAAUGGUUGCAGGAAAACCAGUGAACAUAAGGUGCACCUUCAACAUCUCGUGUAGUGGAUCGACACCGAGCUUCACCUGGAUCACGCCCUCGAAUGUAUUGGCAUUAAACUCGAGCAGUGUAACCGAACGGGCUGACACUCUGACAUAUACAUCUGUUCUGACCUUCACCCCAGCGCUCAAACUCCACGGGCAAAAUCUCACCUGCAGAUUCAAAUACACAUCUGUUUCAUCGGAGCAGACAGUCACAUUAACCGUGCGGUCUCCUCCAACAGUGGAAACACUGGUUGUCUCACUGGCCGCGGCAGGAGUAGUUGUAUCCCUGUUCAUCUUGGUGACACUGACUUGGUUCGUUCUUCAGUCCCGACGUAGAACUAACAG